CUUCUCCUCACUUAACAACAUUUGGAAGCUCACCUUACGCCGCCAUCCGAGCACAUCAGGGAAGCGCUUGGGAUCGGAAAGACCGGCACUUUAGGAUCGUGCCUGUCGACAGACGGCUCGCGUCUUUCCCUGGAAUACUGCUUGGUAGUGGGAAGAGCAGGAUUAACGUAAAUAAGAGAGGAUGACAGAGGUCAUGAACACCUGUGAGCCGGGCAUGGGAGACUUCAGCGGCAGCAGCACCGCGGAGGACCAAGACAUGUCCUUCCAGGUCUUCCCAGACUCUCAUGACCGCUACCCCAAGCUGUCCAAGAGGCUGCCCUCCAUUGUAGUAGAGCCCACCGAGGGGGGGGAGGUGGAGAGUGGGGAGCUCCGCUGGCCCCCUGAUGACCUGACUUCCACUGAGGGGCCCAGUGAGAGCUCAGCCUUGCCUCCUCUGCACAACCAGACCACGGAGGAAAAGCUGGGCCUGGACAGUGAGGACAACCUGGAGAUGGGUGCAGCCACAGGUGGGGACUCCAACUGAAAGACCCCGGUUAACACCACUUCAGCUUUCACUGUGAAGACUUCCAGACAAAGAGGAGCACGGAACAGAGGACGAUCUAGGAGGGACUGGCCCACCUGUCUACACCUGGCUUGGAAACUUGUCGACUGACCCCAGUUUGGACACACCUCUGUGAAACUGACUGAGAUAGAUAUGUGCCAAACUCUGGUGGUAGCUACAGUACUUUGUAUUGCAUUGUUUGGUUAAGUGUUUAAGUACAGAUAAAUACCCAAACAAUUCUUUCAGACCUUUAGUAUCUUCUUUGGUUGAAUUUUGUUCACACAUCUAAUAGAACAGGUAAAGUUGUGUGCGUGUGUGUGUGUGUGUCUUGUUAAUGUUUUUGAAAUGGCCAUCUUCAGUCUCGAUUUAGAACAUUCUGGGUGCUGAAUCUUGAGUAUUCCAAUAAGUUGACCUGCGUCCUUGAUGAAUGCGUAUGCGGAUGUGUGCUUGGUGCAUAUUUUGCGGUUGGUUCAUGAUAUGUGUUCAUUGUCGUUGCGGAGAAAAUACUGCCACUUUGUAUAUAUCAGAGUUCUCAUAAGCAGCAUUUCAAUUAUUGCUUUCCCUCAUUAGAAAAUAGGAAUCAUUAGAUGUACCACAACCAGAGAGCGAAGACUCAUCAUUCCCUUGUUGAAAACAUGCGGUUCUUCCAUUGACCUUAAUAUGUUUUGUCAUCCGUGUGUUGCCACCUCCAUAAAUGUGAGUGCUUGUCAGUACAAUAGGUACUGGGAAUAGGCGUCCUGCACCACCUCUUUUUAUAGAGUGCAUAUGAAUCCUGACACCGAAGCGAGGCAUUUUCUGGACAAGAAAUCCACUCUUGCGACACUCCCAGAUGCAUUAUUUUCUGCAAGAGGGAAUAGCUUCUUGUUAUUCCCUUCUUGUGGAGCUUCCUGUCCAUAAAAGAUCCGUCUAUCUUAUUGUCAGUCUGCAUGUUUCUCUCGGAUCGCCGCUCCAGACCCUCCUGUUUCCAAGCCUUAUUGGACACAGACUCCCAUCGCAAUAUGUCCUCCGUGGUGUUGAGGCUUGAGUCGUGUGCCUUUUGUUUCCAUAUGUGUGAGUUAGGGUUUGAAUAUGACAGAACAAUAACUUACACUAGUAACAGCAUCCAUCUGAUUACUUAAGAAAUAAUACCCUUUCCUCUUUGUAUUAUAGGAAAGCAGUUUUAAUGUGCAUAAUAUGAUUAUACUUAGAGGUCUGUUUGAUUUAGGAUAAAUGUGCACUUUGCUCAAUUGCUGAAAUUAUAUUAGAAGAUAUUUUUUAUUUUGAAUUACAUGCAUAAAGGUUAUGGAUCAGUAGGACUUGUAUGAAUGCCCACUUCAGUUUCUGUAUAUGUUGCUAUAAAGGUAAUUGCAAGUUUAUAAUAAACUCUAGUGUUGAUUAGAAA
Molecule: messenger RNA, 1922 nt
Organism: Brienomyrus brachyistius
Lineage: Eukaryota; Metazoa; Chordata; Actinopteri; Osteoglossiformes; Mormyridae
Exons: 4
Coding region: 182-523 (113 amino acids)
Source: RefSeq, a predicted model, not a curated record